Prinia subflava (tawny-flanked prinia) is the source of this 2576-nucleotide messenger RNA. Its product is annotated as maestro heat-like repeat-containing protein family member 6. The transcript is spliced from 12 exons. NCBI's taxonomy places the organism in Eukaryota, Metazoa, Chordata, Aves, Passeriformes, Cisticolidae. Bases 941 to 2449 code for a protein of 502 amino acids. Gene Ontology annotation, cellular component: cytoplasm. The record is from RefSeq and is a predicted model, not a curated record.
CCCCCUGGCAGCUCUGCUCCAUCCCCGGGCCAUCCCCUGGGUCUGUCCCUGCCUGGGGAGUGCAGGGCUGGGCUGUGUUCUCUGGCCUCUCCCAUGGCCCCUCAGCUCUGGCUGCACUCGCUCUUUACCAGAUGCAGGGAGGGACCGCACACAACAGCAGCACCCUGCCCAUGGCCGCUUCCGCAGGGCAGCGCAGGUACCUGCAGCCACCCCACCUGCGCUGGGCCUGAUGUCCCUGCCCAGCCCAGCACCAUGCUUGGAGCACUCCAUGGACUCUCCCUCUCUUCCUGCCCUUCUCCUGCAGCUGAUCUGUGAAUUCAUCGUGUGCCUUGGGCAGGAAGACACCACUGGUGUGGACAGUGGGGUCUUGGCAGACUUUCACCUCUUCAGUGCUGAGACCAGUGCUGGCAUGCUGGAUUUGCUUGUGGACAAGGGUGUCUCCAGUGCAAAGCAAGUGCCAGGCAUGGUGAAGUUCAUCCACCGCUGGCUCACGGCCAAUGAGUCUGCUGAGCACAGGCUGGACAAGUCCCUUCUGAAGCUGACCAAGGAAUAUCCCUCCAAUGUGGUGAUGACUCUCUUGCGUUGGGCCCCAUCAUGUGACAGGUAGAGCAGCCCCACCUGCCUUGAGGCCUUAGGCUUCACGGGCCCUGCCACCCUGGAGAGCCUGUCCCUGCUGACUGCCAGACAGGCAGAGACUUGCAGGGCUCUCUGGCUCCUGUGUUUUCCCGUGCUGCCAUGUCAGCCCCUGAGCCUGCUGCCACGCUCUCUCCCUGCCCUUUCGGGGCCUGUACCAAGCUGGGCUGGCUGGGUGCUGCCAGCCAGGGGCAGUGGCACAGGCAGGGCUGACGGCCAGCGCAGGCCCCUGCAGCUGCCCAGGCCAUGGUGCUGUGGCUGAGAGCCCCCUGAGACAGAGCUGUGACCCCGCAGAGCUGCCGCCGCCAUGUGGAGGGCGAUCAUGACCACGAGUAGGACUGCAGAGCCGGCGCUGCUGCUGCUCCUCGGAGUGCUGAGCACCUGGCCAGUGGACAGCGUAUACACCUCCGAUGGUGACAACACUGAUGUCUUUGCCCUGGCUGCAACCGUGGCACUGUGGAGGAUCUUUAGUCUGACCCGGUGCCCAGUGACAGUGUUGGAGUAUUUCCCCCAUCUCUUUCUGCGUCUGCUCUUCCAAAUUUACAUCAGCACACUGGAUACGUCAGAGGAGGUCGAUACCUUCUGGAAGGGAUGCCAGGAGCAACAUGGCCUUGCCACCGACCCCAACAGGUUUGCCUUGCACACCCUGAAGACCCUGCUCUGCCGACUGCAGUGUGAGCAGGUGGUGCUAGCCAUGGAACGCAAGUGUGGCUGGGACACACUGCUUUGUGCUGGCACCCACCACUAUGCAGUGGGUCUGCUGGCCAGGGAGAUGCGCCAUGCCUCCAUAAUCUGGUGUUACAGCAUUGCAUACUGCCUCUUCGACCUAUUCAGCACAGACAUUUCAGACUGGGAUCUGCCUGCCAUGGCCUUCCUUGUGGAGGUCCUGGAGUGCCUGGACUUCAAUGAAUGCGGUGACAGCAUCCUGGAGAUCAUGGCAAGGCACCUGCAGAGCGAGUCCAUGGAGAUGCGUCGCCUGGUGCUCAGAGGCCUCGUGGCGCUCAGCAGAGACCCCUGGAUGAGCGAAAGAAUGAACAGCGUGACAGAAAGCCUUGGGCACCUACUGCGGGAUGUGAACGAAGAUAUUGUUGAGAUGACCCUUGUUAUACUCAGCUUUCUGCUCUUGCACAAGGACCACACAAUAUCCAGCCCUAUUGCCCUGCAGAUAGCUGAGGCGCUCUGGCCACUCUUUGACAACGAGAACUGCCUCAUCCUGCUACUUUCCAUUCAACUCUUGGAAGAGGUGAUGAAAUCGGUAGUGGAAAAGGGAAAAAAGCACCUGAAGAGGCCUGUGACCCAGAGCCUGCUGCCACUCUUCUUCCAUUGCCAUGAUGAGAACCGGCCUGUGGCAGAGGCCUCUCGGCAAACGCUGCUGUUUGCUGUGAAAUUCCUGAACAGGAGGUAUCUGAAGCAGCUCCUGAAGACGGAUCAGAUGUGGAGGUUUGCCGAGUGCCUGCUGGCUGAGGACAGGAGCCGAGUGCCGGACCACCUGCACCGGGCCCUGCCCUACCUGAGGAGCCCACAGGAGCCCGUGCGAGAGGCGGCCGUCAGGUUCAUCGGGAUGGCCGGGCGGUACCUGACACCGCAGCAGCACCAAGAGCUCCAGAUCAUCCGCAGGGCCCUUCAGGACAUGACAGAUGACAGCAGCCCUGCCAUCUCGUGCCUGGCACUUCAAACGCUGUACAUCAACACAGCUGUACGGAGCAUUCCCUCCUCCCGACUCCAGAGGAUGCAAGACCAACUCCAGCAGCUCUGGAGGUUGCGGUAUUCCCUGUAUGGAGGUGGCUGCUUCUGCUGCAGCGCGAUGGAGAACUGAUCCGGGAGGCUGCAUCUGCUGGAGCCACCUGCGCCUGCAGGGAACACCUCUCCUCUGCCAGCUCUUCCUUUCAGCCCAGUGUAGGAAUGUUAAAUUGCUGUUGUCAUGCACAGAGGUCCAGGAGCUU